Cuscuta campestris is the source of this 5277-nucleotide messenger RNA. Lineage: Eukaryota; Viridiplantae; Streptophyta; Magnoliopsida; Solanales; Convolvulaceae. The record is from the annotation of a GenBank genome assembly.
AGCCAACAACACGUUGUCCUGGGUGUGCUUGGCCUUUGUCCGUAACAAAGACCCCAGAGACAUAGGCAUUUACGGAUACUUAUACCAGCAGACCGUCGAUGUGGUAUACGACGUCGCAAAUGGGAAGCUGGGCUUCGGCCCUGGUCACUGCAAUUGAUGCCUGUAUGCCUGCAUCCCCGUUUUAUUUAUCCCCUCUCCAUCACCGGUCAUCGGCGGCGGUUGCCGGAGACCAGCGGCGGGGCGGCGGAGGAUUCCGUCGACCGGCGGCGGCUGGUGGCGAAUUCCGGCGACCGGCGGUGGCGGCAGAUUCCGGCGGCCGGCGGCGGAUUCAGGCAACCAUCGGCGGCGGCAGAUUCCGGCGAUCGGAGGCGGAUUCCGGCGACUGGCGAUGGCCGACGGCGGAUUCCGGCGACCCGCAGCAGCUGCAGAUUCCAGUGCCCGGCAGUGUGCGGCGGCGGCAGCUGGCGGUGCCGGUGGCGGAUUCCGGCAACCGGUGGCGGCGGCAGAUUCUGGCGACUGGCGGUUAUGAUGAUUGGAAGAUCAUGAUGGAAGCACACCUCUAUGCUCUACACGACUGCAUGUGGAUGCCCAAGGAGAAAUGGGAUGAUAGAGAUUGCAAAAAGCAUAAUCUGGACAACGUCGCCAAAGCAGCCAUCUUCAAGACACUUGAUCCCAUCACCUUCUCCAAGAUCAAGCAUCUCAAGACUGCCAUGGAGAUAUGGCAAGGUCUUGGGAAGCUAUGUGAGGGAUCAGAGGAUCUAAGAAAGCAGAAGAUAGAAGUCCUGCUUGAGAAGUUCAAAAGCUUCAAAAUGCUUCCCGGAGAAUCAUUUGAUAUGUUGGAUAAAAGAUUCCACAAAAUCUUAAAUGAUCUUGCAUCACUUAACCACAUUCUUUCUCCCAAAGAAAAGAAUGUAAGGUUACUGAGAUCUCUUCCAACUGAGUGGUACACCAAAGCCACAGCCAUGGAAGAAGGAAGAAACCUGGAAAACUACACUGUCCAAGGUCUUCUUGAUGCGCUCAGAACCUAUGAGCAGGAGCUGAAGAAGAAGAAGGAAGAACAAGUCACUCCCUUCCCCACGGCAUUGAUGACAACUCCAAGAGUCCCAUCAAGUGAAGGGACAUGCCCAAGGAACUGUGACACACCUUCCUCCAGCCAACCAUCAAGCUCAAAAAUGGAGAACUACGAUGAGGAAUUUGCCAUGAUGGUUAAGCAAUUCCGGAAGUUCAAGAAGUUCUUCAAAAAAGCUGACUCAGUCAGAAGGCCAUCCAAGGGAAAGCCACAGGUAAGUGACUCCCCUCCUGAAUCCUAUUUGUGUUAUAACUGCAGGAAGCCUGGCCAUUGGAAGUCAGCAUGCUCGUACCCAAAAGUGGAGAAGUACGGAGAAAGAGAAAGAAACGACAAGAAGAAGAAGGCAAUGGUUGCAGCUGAAAGUGACGAGUCAUCCAGCUCAAGCUCGGAUAAAGAAGCCCUCGUCUGCAUGGAGCGCAGAGCUGAGAAGUCCAACCAUGAGGAUCGGUGGACUAUGUCAGAAGAUGACACCCUCUGCCUGAUGGCCAAGGAGAAUGCUGAUCAAGAGUUCAAAAAGAUGAUGGAAGAUUGUGAGGAAAUAAAUCUCAAACACUCAUCCUUAAUAGAGGAGAACAAGCUAUUGAGUGAAGAGAAUCUCAUGUUGACUGAAGGUCGGAAAAGUCAACUAAGUGAUAUUACUCAACUCAAGGCUGAAAAUGAAUCUCUCUCUAAAAAGGUGAAAUCCCUCAACAAAGAGCUAGGGAUACUUAAGUCCAAAGAAGCAGUGGAUAAGCUUCUUGAAACGACCAAACAUAAGGGUCGUGAAGGACUUGGGUUUGACCCCUCUAGUUCCAAAAGGAAAGGGAGAACAACUUUCAUCCCUCGUAAACCUACUGCUAAACCCAAUAAGCAGAAAGGAAAAGAGAAGGAGAAACCCACAGAAGUUCCCAAAAAGGACAUGGCAUCCCUCAAGAACAUCUCCACAAAUGAAGUCAUUCUCACUGGAAAGAGAAUCAGAAACAUCUAUGAAGUGAUGUGGGACGAUGUCAAGGAAGCAUGCCUAAUCAGCAAAGUUGGCAAGCCAUCAAAGCAUGAUCAUGAGGUUCUGGAUCUCUCAGACAAGGAUGAAGAAGUCAAUGAAGAAGAUAGAAUGAAGUCUACAGAGUUCAUUCCAUUCAGAAGUCUACCACUGAAGACUUCACAAAGAAAUCCAGAUUUAGACAGUGCUGAGCCUACUGGAAAUCAUGGCCAGCCUUCCAUUAUUUCGGAUCACUCAAAUGGCGACAAUUCCGGAAGUGGCGACCCAGUGCCAAUCCAUCCGGAAUCACCAACAAACUCUGUUCUUCAACCAGAAGCUGAACUAGAUCAACCAGUCAAUCCUAAUCAACACAAUCUUCGUUGGUUAAGGGAUCAUCCUCCUCAACAAGUCAUUGGAGAUAUUCAAUCUAGCAAAUUGGAAGCAAAAUGCUCUUCACCGGCGUUCUAUCAAAGUUAUCUGGAGAUGAUUGCCGCCCAAGAACUUACCGAAUUCCUUCAUAUGGAGAUUCACUCCAAGUAUGAAGGUGAAGUUCUUGAAUUCUACCGGAACGGAAAGGUCAAGAUUGUUCAAUCGAAGAAGAACCCACAGAGGACGCUUCAAAUUAUCAAGUCCACUGUUGGAGGAGCCAAAGUGAAGAUUUCGCAGAAGAAAUUGGACGAAAAGCUUCAUCUUCCCAAUUCUGGAAGUGAAAUUGGGAGACUUCUAGCUAAGAAUCUGGACUGGAAAACCAUUGGGAUUUCUGGACAAAUCCCCUCUGGCCCAGCGAAGAAAGCAGACCUGAACAACGACUACAAAUUAGUCCUGGAGCUGGUCAUCGCAUGCCUUGAGUGUGGAAGUGGAGGACAUGCUAAUGACAUCACUCAAGAAAGGGCCUUCAUCAUCAACGCCCUCAUCACCAAAUCUAAGGUAAAUUGGGCUGCACAUUUCUUCAAUUCCAUUUCCAAGCACUUAGGAAAGCCCAAACAGAAAUAUUUGUGUCAAGGACUGUACCUUGGGUACAUCUUGGAGUCCAUGGGCGUUGCCUCUAAAGGCAAGAAGUAUGAUGCCAAAUAUUGGCUAUACUAUCUGUCUUUCAAAGGGGAAAACAGAGCUGGUACUAGUGCAACUGCAGAGGAAAGUUCUUCAGACAAUGUCCUUAUCAUGAGUCUGAAGAAGUCAGUAAAAAGGAAGCAAGUGGUGUCUCCCUCUCCCAGUGCUAAAGCACCACAGAAUCUAGCAUUGUUGAAUCUGGAAGAAGAAGAAGAAGUUUCUACCCAAGGGAAACUACAAAGGAAGAAGAAAACGAAAAUCACCUCUCCCUCAACAUCUGGAAAUGCCAACCCGGAUGAGUUGGUGGGAAAGGAACCAGUUGAGGAAAUCUCUGCUCACAACCAGAGCCCUCAACAACUUGAUGAAGAAAUUCCUCAAGUUCACAGUUUUCCAACUCCUUCAUCACAGGCUCAAAUUGAUGAUGCUGAGAACCAAUUCUGGCAGCUCUAUUAUGACUGGAGAGCUUGGAAGGUUGGGAACUCAGCAGAACAGUUGUUGGGAUGGGACCAACAACUGAAAAAUGAAAAGAUAAUCAAAAGAUGCUUGGGUCUGCCAGUCAACUAUUGUUGUGAGCAAAUCCUGGAUGUUGACUGGCCAAUCUUUUCAAAGGCCACAGAAGAUCAGAUGGCUCUUACCACUAAAGCACAAGCAGAUAUGGAAGCCACAGCAGAGGAUUUCCAAAUUUUUCCAGAAACCUCCCCUGCUUUUGAGACUGUUCUGCCUGAAGCUUUCCAGGAGAAUGCAGCUUCUCCCCAACGAGAACAGCACCAGGAAGCCUCAGAAGAAGAACUUCAUCAACUCCUCCAAUCUCAAGUUCAAGAGAUUCUCACAACUCCUUGUGAGAGGAGUUCUGCAGAAGCUGAAAAGGAAGCUCAAAUAGAUGGACUGGAGACCUCUGAAACUCCAGUUGCUAUUUUUGAGCAGAACAUCGGUGAUGAAGACAGAGAUUCUCUUUCAAGGGACAUCUCAAAAUUCAUGAAUGAGACAGAGGAAGAAUCGGAAAAGACGCUAAGGAUUGAUGAUGAAGGAGCUGAGCAAGGAUAUGCUGAAUCCCUCCCUUUGCAACUCUUCCACAGAGCACCUCCUUCUCAUCAGGUAACAAACUUCCAUUUUCACAGCUCUUCCAAUUCUACUCUACCGGAUGAGGUACCGGAAACCUGGACAAGAAAGGUCCAAGGGUUGAUUGAAUCAGCCCUAGCGUCUCAGCAUGCCUCUUUUAGGCAAGAGAUAGAAAAGAUGGAAGCUAGGUAUAACAAGCUAAUGGAGAAAACCGAAGAAAAACAUUGCUCAGAUCUCAAGGAGAUAAGCACAUCGGUGGACAAGACUCUAGAGAUCAUCUCUCUAUUGAGUGACUCUGUGAGCACCACAAUGGAGGCGUAUGCAUCUCACUGUCAUCUACAACUCAAAGAGGUUAAUAAAAUCAAAGAGCAGAUUGCAACAGUCAUAGUGAGUCUACAGAAGCAGAUGUCCUUUCUCCAGAUGGACUUUAGGUCCGCCCUGGCAGUGUCUUCAGCAAAUCAGGUAGUAACCAAAGACUACUUGAAGGUUAUUCUUGAAAAUCAGAAGGAAGCUUUCAGACUGUUCAGACACUUUGGCACCCACACUGGCAAUCCCAAGUUGGAAGUCAUUGUCCAACACAACAGUCCAUCCCUGAUUCCAGAGCUUCCAAUUGAAGUCAAGCAAGGAGAACUUACCUACAUUCCAUCGCAUCUAAAGAUGACUGAUUUGAUCCUUGAAGCUCAGCGGAGCAAUCCGGAGAACUUAGCACAGCAUCUGUCUAGCUCAAGUCUAGAUGGAACAGAAGCUGUAGGAACCAUUGCCUCCCACUUCUCAAAUGAUGCCCACACAAAGGAGAGAUACCACAACCUCAGGCGCAUCAGAGAACAGUGUGGAAAUAUGCAAGGCAUUGGUGAGAUUGUCGGAUCUUCUUAGCGCAAGAAGCACUGAAGGCUCUUUUCAUCAAACCAGGGGGAAGUAUGUGACAACAACAUUUUGUUUUGAUGAAAACACCUUCUUGUUUAAACAUUGCUUGUUUUGUUUUAAACAUUGCUUAAUACUUCUCUUAAUCAUGCUUAUUAUGCUUGAUCAUAUUCAUUUUUAAGUAUGAUUUUUGAGAUUUAUCGCUGGGGAAUGUAAUUCAGGGGGAACUUAACUGUUUUUGGCUAACAAUUGUUUUUGGUAAUGAACUAUUGAUGAAUCC